Messenger RNA from Syngnathoides biaculeatus (alligator pipefish), 5022 nucleotides. RefSeq names its product interleukin 4 receptor, tandem duplicate 1 (gene il4r.1). The record is from RefSeq and is a predicted model, not a curated record. Bases 76 to 3270 code for a protein of 1064 amino acids. The transcript has 9 exons. Lineage: Eukaryota; Metazoa; Chordata; Actinopteri; Syngnathiformes; Syngnathidae. Gene Ontology annotation, molecular function: protein binding.
GCCGGUACGACGUCGGACGAGACUGCUGGGAUUAAAAGAGAAGAAAGUCCCUGUUUUUUUUUUUUUUUGUGGAGGAUGUUUUUCAUACUUCUCGUUGUGGGACACGUCGCCGCCUCGGUCGCUCUCUCAGGAGUGAAUCUCGAUUGCACCAACGACAAUGAGGGUCUGAUGUCUUGUUUCUUUGAUGCUCCAAACUGCACCGACUACAAUGUGACUCUGUGGAGUCUCGAUGGAUAUGGUGAGAGCUCCUGUCUUGCCGUGCAGUGCGCGAGCGGAAAAUGUUGCUGCUCCGUCAGUAUGAUUUUGGUAUUUGGCGAGAACCAUACGGCGUUUGUCCGGAGAGCUGGCGAAUAUGUUGAGUCCAAAAAUAUAAGUGUGAAACACAGCUUUAAACCGCAAACCCCAACCAUGGUCUCGGUGAAUGAGACCAACGGGAAUUUUCGAGUCUUUUGGAGGACGAACCACAAAGGCGUUAUAGGAAAUAACAUAAUCACACAUUUGACUUACCGCCAAAAAGGAGAUAGCAAGGAGGUGACCAAAGUACUUAAAGCACCACUUGUGGAGACACCGCAGUGUGACUUGUGUGCCACUACGGAAAUACUCGGUGCCCACUUGAAGCCGAGUACGACUUAUGUCGUCAGAGUGCAAAGCCUAAUGUCUUGGGAGAGCCCACCGAGCGAGCCCAGCAAGGAGUACGAAUUUAUAACCCCGGCAUCCCGUGAGAGGCUCUUAAUGAUCAACAUAAUUAGCCUCAGUCUCGUCGCCAUCACAAUCAGCAUCGUGGCAUACGUCAGCUACGUGAAGUGCAGAGCCAAGUACUGGGACUCCGUCAGCGACUAUCAAAAUUCCAAACUUCUUGACAUAAAUCCAAGUGAAGAAGAGGUUUUGAAGCCUACGCCGCCCGUCAUCUCAUCGAUCUAUGUUGAGAGCCUCAACCCGGAUGACCUGAAACGAUGGUCAAAAGGUUCCCUAAUUGACAGCAGCACUGAGAGUCUCCUUCAAAGUAGUGGAAUCAGUAGCGAUCUACCUUCUCUCAGUUACGCUUGUACGGAAGCUUCAGACGUCAUUGCGGGUGUCCAAGAGGCACUCAACAAAGCCUUGAUGAACAUCAUCCCGAUAUCGACAGACCAUCUCCUAAAAGACUCCAACAAACCCACCAGUGUCUUGUCGACACAACCCAGUCCCUCCAGUAGCGAGCAACAUUCGGCAUUGGAAAAUACAGUUAAAUAUUCCUUUAUCAGGCCGACAUGUCCAACGCAGGUAAUGAAUGACAAUCUUGAGGGUCACGCCCAGCCAGAAAUGCCGUGCAACUGCAGCUACCAAGAGACUGGUGGCAUGUCAACCGCCGACCAGCGAGGGUCAGCUUGUGAAGAAAACAUGUUCCCAACCUUGGUCGCUUCCUACACACUGAGUGGCACGUCUAGCCGGCAGUGCAACAGAGACUCUGGGAGGUUUUCAGAUGGUGAAAACGCAGAUGCGUCAUUCAGCUGCAGCAACACAGGCCUCUCUGGAAAUGCUGAAUCCAGAGUGGCGGCUGAACAUGAGCACUGUCAAGAGAUGUCUCGAGGGGCUUGUAGCAAAUGGGAAGAUGCCACAAAGGAGGCUGAAGGUCACACCUGCAUCCCUGCAAGCUUUCUAGUGGAUGAUAACUACCAAUCCUUUCAGGUUUUAAGCGAACUCUCUGGUCAUCAAUACAAAGAGCAGAAAAGUGGUGGUAAAAAAGUUUUGGAAAAUUCCUUAGAAGAUGCCGCUCAAGGCAAGAACUGCAUACCUGUAAGCUCUAACCACAGUUUUGCAAUCAAUGACAACCACCAAGAAUUUCGGGACUUCGGGGACCUCUCUGACUGUCACUUUGAAGAGAAAAGUGUUAAAAAACGAGACCCGGACAAGGUUUUAGAAAUGUCCGCAAAAGAUGCCACUAAAGGCAAUAACGGCAUACCUGCGAGCUCAAACCACAGUUUUCCAAGUGAUGACAACUACCAAGCUUUUCGGGGUUUUAGGGACCUCUCUCAAUGCCAGUUUGAAGAGCAGAAAAGUGUUAAAAAACAAGAGCCAGACAAAGUUUUAGAAAUUUCCGCAAAAGAUGCCACUAAAGGCAACAACGACAUACCUGCAAGCUCAAACUUCAGUUUUCCAAUUGAUGACAACUACCAAGCUUUUCAGGGUUUUGGGGAUCUCUCUCAAAACCAGUUUGGAGAGCAGAAAAGUGUUAAAAAACAAAAGCUGGACAAGGUUUCAGAAAUUUCUGCAAAAGAUGCAACUAAAGACAAUAACAGCACCCCUGCAAGCUCAAACAACAGUUUUCCAAUUGAUGACAGCUACCAAGCUUUUCAGGGUUUUAGGGAUCUCUCUCAAAACCAGUUUGGAGAGCAGAAAAGUGUUAAAAAACAAGAGCCAGACAAAGUUUUAGAAAUUUCCGCAAAAGAUGCCACUAAAGGCAACAACGACAUACCUGCAAGCUCAAAAUGCUGUCUUCUGAUGGUUGACGGCUACGAAGUUUUUCAAGGUUUAAAAGAGCUUUCCGAUGACACGUUUGGAUCGGUGAAAAGUGUGAAAAAACAAGGGCUGGAUAAGGGUUUAGAAAAAUCCUUUGAUGAUUUCACUGAAGGUGAUAUCUGCAUGCCUUCAAGAUCAAACUACAAUUGUCCAGUAGAUGACAACCACAAAGCAUUUCAAGAUUUAAGGGAGCACUCUGAAAAUCCGUUUGGGGAGCAGAUCGGUGACAACAAAGAAGACUUGGAGAAGGUUUUAGAAAAUUACUUGGAAGACGUCACUCAAGACGAUAACCAUGUACAUGCAAGAUCGGACCGCUGUCUUACAGUGGCUGUCGGCAAAGAAACGUUUCCGGGUUUAAGGGAGCUCUCUGGUAGUCAAUUUGGACAGCAGAACGGUGGCAAGACAGAAGAUUUGCGGGGGACUUCUGAAAACUCCUUUGAAGAUGUUUGUAAAGGGUAUAGCAGCAACCUUGCGAGCUCAAACCCCAGUGUUCCUGUAGAUAAUAAAUACCAAACCUUUCAAGGUUUAUGGGACAAUUCUGAUAAUCAGUUUGGAAAGCAAAAAAGUGGUGAAAAGGAGAACCUGGAGGAAGAUGUAAAAAAUCCAAUCAACGGUGCAACUAAAGCCGAUGGUUCCACCUGCGUCCUUGGAAGCUUACUAAACGCUCUUCCGGUGGAUGACAACUAUCAAAGGAUUCCGUGUUUGAAGAAGGAGAUGGGCAUGAAGCUUGCAAACCAGAGAAGUGGCGUGAAAGAAGAAUCGGAAAAUGUUUGAGUUAAAUCUUUGGAAGAUGCAACUAAAAGCUGUUACUGCAUACCUUCAAGCUUAAACCACUGUCUUCCGGUCAAUGCUGACUGCUGGAUGUUUUGGGGUAUUCAGAAGCAGCCUGAUCAUCAGGUUUGGGUCCUAAAACCGGUGAAAAUAACGACCAGGUACGUUUUUAGAGACUCCGUUAAAAGAUGCCAGUAUAGGGGAUGAAGGCUGCGCCUGCGUUCCUGCAAUCUUCCGAGCCUUUCCGGGUUUAAGGAAAUAAUGCCAAGUAACAUGACCAAAACAGACUUGGAAAAGCUUUGGGAAAAUUCCCAAGACAAAAGGUGAACACUCUGAACCUGAAAUCGGACCGUCUUCCAGUGGAGGGCAACUACAAAGAUUUUGAUUCCUUGUCGAAGUAGUCUGAUAUCAAGUUGGCAGAAGAGAAAUGUGUCUAAAAAAAAAAAAAUGACUUGAAGCGGGUUUUGGAUACUCCAUCACCAAUAAUGGCCGGAGAACCUUCAGGUCCAGUAGCACCGGUGUCGACUGAACAUGUUCAAUGUACGAGUAGUAGCGUAGCCCCUGAUGCCCGCAUCGCCCUUUUGCCAAUGGUGUCUAUGUUCCUCUUCAAAAUGAAAUGAUUACUUAGAGCAGCUAAAACAAAAAUUGUAUGGCUUGGAACUAAUGCAUUUAUGAUCUCAUCAGAGAAGCUCGUGCAUUUCUAGCUUUGUACAAUAAGUUUGCAUUCACAACUACCAGAAGCACUUUUAAUAAUGGAUUUGUUGAAAACAGAGGAUUUUGAAUGUAUAUUUUUCAUCAGGUUGGCGUUCAGCCACGAAUGUCCUAGUAUCGAUUGUAAGGCACUACAGGGAGUCCUCGGGUUACGAACCAGUUCCGUUCCUAUGCUGGGAAUGUAACUCGAAUUUCAGAAUUGACGUCAAAAUACUUCAUGUAAAUAAAACAAAUAUAUUGAAAUAAACAAGAUGAUGUACCGCUGAGAGGUGGACGGAGAAGGGGAGGCUGUGCUUAGCUAUUGCCAAGGAACCUGGUCCUCCAUCCGCUCCAUCUCGACAAGUAUCACAUUGUUUUGCGAUCACUGUAUCCGACAUAGGAACGGAACCCUUCACGUGCGCUAAAAUACGGCCUUUGUCUUUAAUAAUUGUCACCACAUUUGUCGACCGACUGAAGCCUAGCUCUGUAGCGAUCUUUUCAUGAUUUUAACCUUCCUUUCCAUGGUCAUGAAUUGUCUUUGGGCUGCAGAAGCAUUGAUAAAAGAUUUUGGGGUCAUAAUGUCUGAAAAGGAGGGCGAAAAAUGCAAAUAUACUCCCGGGGCACAAACACGGACGAGCACUAUGCACAUUAGCUAGACAAAAUGGCGGCCGGGGGACAGGCGUUGUAAAGUCGAAACCUUUUAGGUCUAGACCGUUUUACCCCGAGGACUCCCUGUACUGUAUAUAAAUCUUAUUAUUAUAAUUAUUAGAAACAUGGCACUAUUAUGUUGUGAUGUGAUAGACUAGAGUGUAGAUCUCCUUCCCAAGAAUAUAUGAAAAAUGUUGGUCCUGCACUAAAAUGAGGUGGGUUCUUCCUUCACCCAUGAGCCACACAUCCUUGUGGAACUCAGCUGAACACUUUCUGCAUAAAUCUGUUCUCGAAUUGUCAAUAAAACGAUAACUGGUCGAGUUAAAAGGUUAGAUAGUUUUCCUAUCACGGUCAGUUGUGUUGAUGUUGUUUUGGAUAUGGACGAAUCCCCGUCAACGUGUCAAUAAAAAUAUUUAU